AUGCUGUUGGCCCGCCUGUCGCACCUCGCUUGCUUUGCUGCCUCUGCGCAUGCCCUGGGCUCUGCUCUGCCAGCGUGCCAUGUGGACGGGCGCACUCCCGACGAGGCUCCCGACGAGGCGUGCGCGCAGCCCAUCAGCCACGUCGUCGCCGUCACGCCGGGCUCCUUGUACGCGGCCAAGAUAGGCUGCCGGGACUGCGAGGUCGUCGAGCGCUACGGGGAGGAGGGCGCGGAGCGGAAGCACAGGGUCGUCAAGAGCGACUACGCCCUGUUCUUCAACGUCAGCCUCGCCCACGACAAGCGCACCGUGCUGCUCAACCACGAGCCCGUCUUCCCACACCUGGCCACGGUGCCCGGGCCGCCGCGCCUCUACGCCACGCAGCUGCGCCCGACCUUCUCGUACGCAAACCUGUCCGCCGCCCUGGCAUGCCCGAAUCCGUCUUGUCGGCAGGCGUUUUUCCAGCACAUACAGGCCGAGUGCGUCGAAUGGUGCUACGACCUCGCCCUGGGCGCCAUCUCGCUCGACUACCUGUACACGGCAGCGCCGACUGACGCCCACGCCGCGGACAGAGAGAGCCCCGCCGACGCCAAGUACUGGGAGCUGGCUCUCGACGCCAUCGGCGGCUCCGACGGAUACGAAGACGAUGCCGUGGCCGUCUUCGACAAACCCGAGCAGAAGAUGCUGCGCGUAGUCGUGGCCGGCACAGAGGCCAAGACAGAGACACCCCAGCCCGGGAGCAGCCUGUUUGGCUCUGUCGGGGACGAGGACAAGGUCUACGAGUACCGCAUCGUCGACGUUGCCCUGGCCCCGCGACGAUACCGCUUCCCCGCCAAGACGCCCCGCACCGUCUGGCAGAGCAUACGCACCUUCUUCGGCAUGGACAUAUGGGACCACGACGGUCAGCUCGUCUACCUGUCCCGCGAGUGGGGUGACUGGGGCAAGAAGGGGACACUCCGCGACAUGUUUGGCCACUUUGUUCAUUGGCACUUGUGGUCCCUGGUGUGGAUCAUCGUGGCAAGUACAGUGGGAGGUCUCGUCGUGCUUUAUGGCCUGUACCGGCUCGUCUUGCUAGUCCUGCAGCAGCGGGAGCUCGCGAGAUGGGACGGCAUGGAUGCUGUCUGGGAACAGGUGCGCCGGGAAAGGACCGACGAAGAAGAGAACGCCUUACUGCACGGCGCGUAUCGGGACGAUCCUGGCGAGGAAGGUAGUACGCACCCGCCUGUUUACUCGGAUGAGACUCACACCAUGAAGCCCCUUCCGACCAAGCCCUUGCCCGAGAAGCCCUUGCCUGACGUUCCCCUCAUUGAUGCAGAGUAG
Dothidotthia symphoricarpi CBS 119687 is the source of this 1317-nucleotide messenger RNA. RefSeq lists its product as uncharacterized. The coding region runs from base 1 to 1317 and encodes 438 amino acids. The transcript has a single exon. The record is from RefSeq and is a predicted model, not a curated record. NCBI's taxonomy places the organism in Eukaryota, Fungi, Ascomycota, Dothideomycetes, Pleosporales, Dothidotthiaceae.